AUGGGUUUCAAUGAUAGUGAAAUUGCCGCUUUGAUUGGUGGACAUUCUAUGGGCGGGUGUCACAUAAAUCGAAGUGGUUACGAUGGACAUUGGACGGCUACGCCGAACACAUUUUCAAAUAAAUUUUUUCGUUCUUUGUUAGAAGAACAUUGGCAAGAACGUCAAUGGAAUGGCCCAAAACAGUUCGAAGAUGUGAGGACAAAAUUUCUCAUGAUAUUAUCAACUGAUAUGGCGCUGAUUCAAGAUCCUGAAUUUAAAAAAUAUGUAGUAGAAUAUGCCAAAGAUAACGAUCUUUUUAGCAAAAGUUUUUCAGCUGCUUUCGAGAAAUUAUUGGAAUUGGGAGUGGACUUUCAAAAACGCGGUUGA
Molecule: messenger RNA, 366 nt
Organism: Rotaria sp. Silwood2
Lineage: Eukaryota; Metazoa; Rotifera; Eurotatoria; Philodinida; Philodinidae
Source: the annotation of a GenBank genome assembly